Messenger RNA from Salvia miltiorrhiza (redroot sage), 826 nucleotides. RefSeq lists its product as uncharacterized. The record is from RefSeq and is a predicted model, not a curated record. Bases 105 to 542 code for a protein of 145 amino acids. The transcript is spliced from 2 exons. NCBI's taxonomy places the organism in Eukaryota, Viridiplantae, Streptophyta, Magnoliopsida, Lamiales, Lamiaceae.
CCGUCUCCCAUCUCCUUCUCUUGCGUUGUCCUCCUCUGGAACGCUAAAUCUUCUGCCGUCUUCUAUCGUCGCCCUUUCUCUCGAACCCUAAAUCUUCCAUCGUGAUGAGUGAAAAAGUAGGCUGGGAAGCUUAUUUGAGAGAUCUAUUUUUCCCCGAUUCGGAGGAUUUUGAACCAUUCGAUUUGUUGCCUCUGUUGUCCUAUUUUCGGUUUGUGAUAACAGAAGGAGACAUGGUCAAAGCCGAAGAGUCUUUUGGUGAUGAGUUGGAGAAGGGGUUCACAACAGGCGAUGGAGCCCUCGAUAAAGGUCCCUCUUCGAUCCAUCAAUCGAUUUACCGCUGCCUAUGUGUCGCCGUGAAGAAGCCCCAAAGGGAAAUCAACAAUUUUCUCCUCCUCUGCAACGAGAAGUGGGACGACGUCAUCCUGAGCGAAAGGGCAGAGGUCGAUGUCGGCGAAUGGUGGGAGAGUUGUUCCCCUGCUUUGCGAGGGAUGUUUGAGAUCCUACUUCCUCAACUGUUUCAGCCUUCCACAAUCAAGCAAUAGAGCUCCUACAACAUCCGAACUUGGACAUGGCAGCCUUUUGAGUCCCAUAAAAAAUCUCUCAUCGUUGAUAUGUUGAAGAAGAAACAAUACUAUAUCUUGUCUCUCUUGUGAUGAGAGAUCUUUCCUUCUUGUUAUGGAUGGUUAUAGAUUUUUUUUUUUGGGCUUUAGUUUGUGGGAAUUAAAAAGUGGCAGAUUUGCCCUAUUUAUAGAAUGUAAAUCUUGAUUAUGGUGAUAGAACAUAAUUUACUAUUCUAGGAAUCAUAUCUCUGCAUUGAGUUGGGCCA